AUGGCCGGCGCCAAUAGAAGUUCCUCUUCCACGAGAGAUGACGCAGAGAGUUCGCAAGACAAUUCAGCCACAGUCCAAAGCAGUGAUGAUGAGGUUUCCCUCAUAAAUCUCCCAUCUAAUACGUUGCAAUUGACGACACACAAAUUAAAUAGGAAGAAUUACUUGUCUUGGGCUCAAACUGUGAAGCUUUUAAUCGAUGGAAAAGGGAAGUUAGGGUUCCUGACAGGCGAGGCAAAGAAACCAGGGGAGAAAGACCCAAAGUUGAAGACAUGGAGAUCCGAAAACUCCAUGGUUACCGCAUGGCUUAUCAAUUCCAUGGAUUACUCGAUUGGAAAGCCAUUCUUAUUCCUUCCAACCGCCAAAGCAGCAAGACAAGGGGAUAGAGAGGUCAUGGUUUAUUGCAACGAGAUGGUGAACCUUUGGCAGGAAUUGGACUUACGCUACGAGGAAGAAUGGGACUGCACCAAUGAUAGCGUGCACUGUAUGAAGAGGGAAUUAGAUGAGGUGAGAGGUCGGAUUCUAGGAAGGAAACCACUUCCAUCCAUCCAAGAGGUGUUCUCUGAAGUGAGAAGGGAAAAAAAGCGAAGGAGUGUGAUGAUGAAGAAAGAAGAAGCAAGAGGAGUAACAGAGGCCAAAACCUUUGCCUUGGUUUCUCGGGGGGCUGACUUGGACGGAGACAGGAGAAACACAAAGAAGAAUGAUAGGCCAUGA
Morus notabilis is the source of this 711-nucleotide messenger RNA. RefSeq lists its product as uncharacterized. The record is from RefSeq and is a predicted model, not a curated record. The transcript has 3 exons. Bases 1 to 711 code for a protein of 236 amino acids. NCBI's taxonomy places the organism in Eukaryota, Viridiplantae, Streptophyta, Magnoliopsida, Rosales, Moraceae.